AUGGUUAAAGCUGUCGCAGUCUUACGUGGUGACGCCGGUGUCUCUGGUACCGUCACCUUUGAACAAGCUUCUGAAUCUGAUCCAACUACAAUCUCCUAUGAAAUCUCUGGUAAUGACGCCAAUGCUGAAAGAGGGUUCCAUAUCCACGAGUUUGGUGACAACACCAAUGGUUGUACCUCUGCCGGUCCUCAUUUCAACCCUUUCUCAAAGACUCAUGGUGCUCCAUCUGAUGAAACUCGUCAUGUUGGUGACUUAGGUAACAUUAAAACUGAUUCAAACGGGUUAGCUAAAGGUUCAAUCACUGAUAAAUUGGUUAAAUUGUUUGGUCCAACUUCAAUCUUGGGUAGAACCGUUGUUGUCCAUGCCGGUACCGAUGAUUUAGGUAAAGGUGGCCAUGCUGACUCAUUAAAGACUGGUAAUGCCGGUGGUAGACCAGCUUGUGGUGUUAUUGGUUUCCAAUCAUAA
This is a messenger RNA of Hansenula anomala, 465 nucleotides long. It is a transcript of the gene SOD1, whose product is annotated as superoxide dismutase SOD1. Lineage: Eukaryota; Fungi; Ascomycota; Saccharomycetes; Phaffomycetales; Wickerhamomycetaceae. The record is from RefSeq and is a predicted model, not a curated record. The transcript has 2 exons. The coding region runs from base 1 to 465 and encodes 154 amino acids. Gene Ontology annotation, molecular function: copper ion binding; superoxide dismutase activity. Gene Ontology annotation, biological process: removal of superoxide radicals.